AUGGUGCAGGUUGCGGGGAAACCUGUUGUUUUAUUUCAAGUCGCGAGAGCAAUGGUCGGAGCCUCUGGGCGUGAUAAUACUGGAACAAUGCUUCGUUCGCAUGGAGCAGCCGAGCAAUCAGAUCCCCUACGGAUUCAGUAUAGGAUUGCUUUUUCAGUGUUCGACGGAGGUUUGUUCCAAGCAUUGGGUGCAAACUCGGCCGAGGAGAGGGACAGUUGGUUGCAGGCUCUUCAGCUUGCCAGCUACGAAUGCAUGCGAAGUCAGUUGCUGGCGCUGCAACAACGCAUAGAGGCGUUCAGCGGCCACAAACACGACACCGACAUCCAAAUGCUACGACUGCAACGCGGAAUUUCGGCAGAUAUUCCAGUGAUUUUUAAUAAUAUACAUCUAGAUAGACGUCUGUCGAGUCUAUUUUCUCUGAAACUUGACACUUGUCUCUCAGAUCCUGCUGAAAUACCGAUAUGCGAGAUAUCGUUGGCGUGCGACAAUCUCCUCUGCGACGGCCACGGCCGGCCACCUAAUCCGGUUCUAGAAGUAGAUGUGCAGGUGAGGUGUUCGAAAACCUGGAUUAAGUACGCGCGAACGGAGGUGGUGGAGCGAAGCAGCAAUCCCGGUUUUCUAACAACUGUCAGCUUCCGAGCUAGCGACGGGCUGACAUUGGAGACGAAAGUGAGGAUAACCGCGUACGACGUUAGGGAACGCGUGAGUCAAACGGCAACACCGAUCGGGAGCGCGAUCGUUACGUUGAACGCGGUUCAAGAUACACCCAGACUGAGGAUACCCUUGAAAUCUGCAAAAACGACGACCGUUGGUUUCUUGACGAUCAACGUGUGGAACUUGGAGGCGGAGGACAGAGGGAACAGCACGGAAAGCACACCGUCGAAGGAGUGCACCUCCUCCUCCGCGAUGAACCACCAGUUGCUUCUGCACACCGUGCUGACCGUGCGUCGUAAUUUCAGAUUUCACUCUGGCCUAGGCGGUGACAUUUGCGUACACGAAAUCAUGGCAGAGAGCAAACUUUGUUUCCAAUUUCCGCAGCAUUUACUUGCGAUUUGGAUCCAGGAGGAGAAGGAACUGCUGCAGGAAGUGGCCGGUAUGGGCGAGCUGAGAGAGCCCUGGCACACAAAGCAAGUCGAGCUGCUUGAUCGGCACCUGCAUCUUUUACAUCUUUAUUCGCAAGCUAAAGAGAAUUUGGCCGCGUUCAAAGGAAGUUAUUUCAAGCGAUCGUCACGUAGGAACGAUAGAACGUUCGAAUUUGCACCCGUUAACUUACAUCUUCAGAGAAUGUGGGUGCAUAACGAUACGUUAAACAGAUGUGGAUUUUACGACUUUAUCACUGUCGGAGCAUUCACCGCGCAUUCGCAUAAGAGUAAAAACGGCGGACUCAUUAGGUUGCUGCAAGCUUUAAAGGAGUCGCCAACGCGUGGCAAUCAGUUGUAUCAGGGUACGUCGAAAAUAACGAUGGCGCACGAUGCCAUUCAAGCGAUCAAACAACUCCGACGAGACGUUGUCGACGCUAUGCGCGCUCUGAUGAAGCUGGCGAAAGACAAGCAAACCAGCGGCAUGUUGCCAAUUUGCGAGGAUAUGAUCACAAAGACCAGAAUUUUACUCAGCCUGUGGGAUCCUGGCUUGGUCGAGGAGGCGUUGACUUUCCUCGAGGAGUACAAAGUAGCCAAGAUCCACGAAACAUCCUCCAACGACAACAAUCCUCUCAAUUUAGACUUUAAAACGAACCAGUCGUUGUCUCCUUUCAAACGGAUCACUCAGCAGUUGAACUUUGACCUGAAGAGCCCGGACUUUGACGAUUUCGUUACGCCCGACACUCCGGAAUGCGUGAAAGAUCUGUGGACGAAAGAGGGCGAAAGGAACGGCUUUACGGCCACGUUUCCCUCGAAUUCGUAUCGCGUUAAUGCCAACAACAUCACCGUGCAAGGUCACCAAGGUCGAGACAACGACGGUGGCGGCGGCGGCGAUGGAAGAAAGGAGGAGGAAAAUUUUGUUAUUUUUCCAGAUGUCGAAAACGACUUGGCUACAGACUCGGUGAUUGUCGAAACGACCAAUCGAAACGACGACGACGACGACAACGACAACGGAAACGAUUCUGUCGUUGACGACAGCAGCGUGCCAGCUGGUGGCAGCAAGCUGUCAGAGGAUAACGAGGGACGAGAGGAAGAAGUUAAAGGCGACAUCGAUCCGUGCAAACGGUUCUUAGAUACCCAAAAGAUGUGCAACUCGCCGUCUGCUAAUUACUACAAGCCCACCGACGAGCCGGAACCGUGGGACCUCACCCAACUGAACAUCGAGGCGAGCGUAAUGUGUUUGGUGUCGAAAGUAAAGUUCCUCUGCGGGAGGUGCAGCAGUCCGGCUGUACGGCUGCGGAAUAAAAACGUCGUGGGCAGAUCGCACAGCUUGAAGGGAUGCAUUUCGAGCAAUCGUGGCAUCAAGGCCGUUCACGUCGUGACGAUUCAGCCGAAAAAUGACGUUAAGAGUAAUAACGACGAGUCGAGCAAGUUGCUCGACGCCACGACCGAAACUCGUGCAAACUUUAACAAGCAACAACCGAGCUCAAGCUCGGAAAUGACGCCAGCCUUCUCCAAAGCCAAAGAAGGACAAAGGAACAAGUUCACCGAAGGCUUGGAUUUUGCCACGAUUGUCGAUUGGACGAGCGAGCUCCGACCGAGCAUGAAGAAGCUACGACAAGCUAUGGACGGGUUAUUGAAAACCGCUCGAUUAACGCAUUCGGUGUUCAGGGUGCAAGAAGACCCGAAAAUAGCUCAACGCGCCUGCAACGUUCGAUAUAGGCGAGACGUCUGCUUUAGCCAAGCGUUGACCAGCUUGGUAUCGGGAUUGAUGGCGAAGCUUUGGUGUCAAAGACCCGAUCCCAUGUUUCUUUUAAUUUUGACCACGCUUGGACCUCUGGUCUCGUUCGAGGGACUUCUCAGUUAUUACGGGGACGAGAUCGACAUGUGGGGAGACAUGACCGUAGCGGUGGAAGAUAUGCACACUGUAACUUUCACGCUGGCCAGAUGCGGCAUUGAACCAAGAUUCGAGGGGAAUUGCGGGAACGUUCCGUUUCAACAGCCGCUACCGAGAGUACUUGGUUCCCGAGCGGCAUUGACGGUCGUGUUGCCCGUGCCGGAUGCGAUCUAUUCUCUGUUGCCGUUGGUUCCCACCUCCAGGCAAACCAUCUCCUUCAACGUCACCCCGGUCUUCUUUAAUGUCGGUAUCAACGAAAUGGCCUCCCUGGCGGAGAGCCUCGGAACUACGAAACCUCAGGAGAAAAGCAAUAUGGAUAAUUUCGAAAGGCUGAACGAGUAUUACUUGCGAUUCAAGAAACUUAAUUUACCGACAGAGACGUUGUCGACGCGACUUGGUGCAAGGUCGCCGCUUGGUCAAACAUUAGCGGAACUGAUGGCCAAUCUAAAGGGAAGCGUCCAAGCCAAAGUAAACAAGAACGUGGAAGUGUUGCAACUGUCCUCCCAAAUUUGCCGGAGAAUGCGCGGUCUGAGGUUCACCAGCUGCAAAAGUGCGAAGGAUCGCACCGGGAUGUCAGUGACGUUGGAGCAAGUGAACAUCCUGAGCGCCGAGUAUCACUUGGCCGAGCACGAAUACUCCAGAGCGCUCGACUGUAUGCGAAGCGAAGGAUGUCGACGGGAGAACACGUGGAAAAAUAUUGGAAUUCGGAAAUACGCGUUCAAUAGCUUGCAAAUACUGACAUUUCCAAAACUGUAUCGGCCACCGACAGGGACCUACGGAUCGGCGCAAACUUAAUCAUUUAAUGACGUGAUCAUCUCGCGUGUUACGCGCGAUACAGGAAUCCAUUCGGGUAAAAAAACGAGAGAGAGGGAGAGAAAAAGAUUGUAACUCGACUAAAGCAGAUGGAAUGAUUUUCCUCGUACAAAUUACACGUAAAUAAUUCCCGUUCGUUCGAAGUCGAUCGGUAUCGGAAUCGAGUCGCUAUUCUACGCGAAAACGAAAACGAAAACGAAAACGAAAACGAAAGAAAAAGAGUGCCAUCUCGUUUGAUACCAUCGCCCUGUUAAUACAGAGAUCGUGAAAUUUUGAAACGAUGUAUUUUUAUUAUUUCUGUACAUAGAAUUUCACUUUAGAUAAGAGUACUCGCGAAAAAUGGAAUAGGAAUUUCAUUGAAAUUCGCGUUAUGUGCCAAUAUAACGAUAUAACGAUACAAUUUGUUGUAAUUUAUCAAGAUCCGUUUAUCCCUCGACAUGACGAGAGCGAGCCAAACGCGAACAAGGUGCAAGUUGUGAUCUGAAACGACUUGCACCUUCGAAGCACCACGAAUCUAUAAUGUUUGAUCAUUAUUUCUGACUGUGUGUUUAAAAAAUAUACGCGAAUGUUAGUCGAAGAAUGUUACUGACGAACAACAAAGUUUGAUUCUUAAAAAGAACGCGUUUUGAAAUUUACUGAAAAAGAGAUUCUUUGGCGACGAUUUCUCGACGAGCACCAGUAGUAGAUACAUAUAUUAUUGUUGUGUAGUUUGGCUCGUGUGUUCUGCGCGUGAUAAACAAUCGAAAAUUUAUGAUAACAAAAUAUUAUCACCCGUCAUAUUGAGGUAUAAAUUUAGAAGAAAGGGUGCUUCGCGACAAUGAUCGCGUUCCAUCGAGUAGGAUGGAGUACACAAGUACAGCCGUCCCUUCGUUUACGCGAAAAGAGAAUCUGUCGGUGCAAUUUUCAUUUUCACGUCCAAAGACAGAUUUAGAUUUUCUCUUUCUUCGCGUUAUUUGAACGUUUGUUAACCUCUUGCUCUGGAAUGACGUGCCAUUCACGUCGAGAAUUGUCCCAAAAUUGCAAUAUUUCCUCAGUUUUAAGUAUAUUUAAAUA
This is a messenger RNA of Heterotrigona itama, 4842 nucleotides long. Lineage: Eukaryota; Metazoa; Arthropoda; Insecta; Hymenoptera; Apidae. The record is from the annotation of a GenBank genome assembly.